AUGCCACGGACCACACGACGACAAGAGCCGUCACUGCAAUAUUUGUUCCACGAACUCGAAAGACAUGACAAAGAUUGGCUUGUCGACACUCUCCAGCAGAGAUGGAUACAGCUGGAGGCAAGAACGAAAGCGUCUGCAAUCUCGACGAGAGGCACCAAACGGGGACGAUCCCGAAGUCUUGACAUGGACUUCGCAGACUAUCCUCAUGAUCUGACGGCUUACAUCUUGCCGGCCCAUCAGUCUGUCUCGGAGCAUGUCGCUCAUCUACGUGCCUUUGACUGGUCGUCAACGCCGUUGGGAGAUAUGCAAUACUGGAGCGAAAUGCUUCGUCGCGACGUUAAUUUCCUGCUCGUCGACCCUCGAGCAGCGGUGCUCUACUGGGGCAAAGACAGAGUCAUGAUUUACAACGAGCACUACCGAGAAAUUCUUGCGGAGAAGCAUCCGUGGGCGUUGGGCAGGCCAUGCAAAGAUGUCUGGCCUACCACCGAAGCCUUGGAGAAGGCUUUUGCAAAAGGUGAUGCUACUGGAACUUCGUCAAAAGGUGACCAAGAAGAAUUUGCCAUCGAUCGCAGAGGCUUUCUGGAGGAGAUUUACGCAGACUGGUCAAUCGUCCCGAUCGCAGACGGACAGGGCUCCUUCGCAUUCUACAAUACGGUAUCUGAGGUCACAGCGCAGGUUCAAUACCAACGGCRGAUGCAGACGCUACUUACGCUCGAACGACAUACUCUCGAGUCGAAGAAUCAGGCAGCUUUCUGGAAACACCUUUUGGAAGGCCUGGAGGGAAAUAAACAUGAGGUGCCUUUUGCGCUCUUGUACUCGAGUCAGUCUUCCAGGCGUCAUUCCGUGGCAUCUUCAGCCGACAGUAUCAUUCUAUCGGACGAAUUUCGAUCAACUGCGGAGUCUUGGAGUCUUGAAGGUGUGAUUGGCGUACCAGCGGGUGCAGUGCCAAUAGAUAUCGACAGCGAAUGGGCCACAGAGAACAUUUCAUCCGAGUUCCUGCUCGCUAUUAACAGUGGUACUGUGCAAAGCAUAGACCUCAACAAUGGUCCAACACCUUCAGGGUUGAAUCGAAUAGCAAAUUCUCGAGCACACGGUGAUGCAUGUAGAAUGGCCGUUCUGAUUCCAAUUGGAUUAGCGAAGAGCAACCAUGACUCUGGAUUUCUGUUGCUCGGAAUAAACAGCAGAAGAAUGUAUGAUGCCUCCUAUGAAUCAUUCAUCAGACUCCUGCAUCGACAAUUGGUAUCCACGCUCGUAUCGGUGAAGAUGGCCGAGGAUGAGGAUCAUCGCGCGAAGGUUCUGGCCGAGAAAGCUGCCCUGGACAGGACUCUACUUUCGAAUCAGCUCGAGAUGACUGCACAAGAAGCCAGAGAUAACGAAAAGAGGUUCAUGACAACAGCCGGCACGCUCCCGAUUGCCAUGUACGAGGUUUCGACGAAGGGAGAGAUUCUGUUUGCUAACAAUGCCUACUACGAGUUGACUGGUGUUGACCCAAACAACCUAUACCCAUUCUGUUGGGAAAACGCAAUAGAAGAAUCUGAGCGGGCUGUUUACGAGGCAAACUUCAAAAUGCAAAUGGCUGGCGAGACCAUACGUUUCGAGGCCAGAAUGAAAAGGCCAUGGAUUGCGGAGGAUCUCCUCCGGGGAGAACGCGUCCAAGGCGAAACCUGGGUGCUAUCUGUGGGAUACGCUCUGAAGAACCCGGACGGCACAAUUCGUUCAUUACAAGGCGCUUUGAUCGAUAUCUCAAGACAGAAGUGGAUGGAGGGCUUUCAAGAGCGCAGGCUCAAGGAAGCCAUUGAGCUCAAGAGACAACAAGAGACCUUUAUGGACAUGGUGGGGCAUGAGAUUCGAAAUCCCCUCUCUGCAAUCACUCUUUGCGCUAGCGGAAUACUUGAUCCAUUGAAGGCGGCUCUCAAGGCCUCUCACAACAACGAAGUGGUGCUCAAGCGAGAAGAUGUGGCGUCCCAUAUCGAGAACUGCGACAUCAUCACCACCUGUAUUGCCCACCAGCGUCGAAUUAUAGACGAUGUGCUGUGUCUCAGCAAAUUAGACAGUGGGCUCCUCGUCGUGGCUCCAUGCGAGGUCCAGCCGGCUGUCCUUAUCGAACAGAGUCUUAGGAUGUUUGCUGCCGAAAUCGAGCAGUCUGAAAUCAAUCUACAAUCCACGAUUGACGAAUCAUAUAGAAAGGAGGAGAUUGAUUGGGUAAUGCUUGAUCCGAGUCGAGUCUUGCAGGUCUUUCUGAACUUGGUGACCAACGCCAUCAAGUUCACACGAAACGAAGCGACGCGCAACAUCGAUGUGGUACUAGCAGCAAGCUCUCGGCGUCCCGACCGUUCCCUGAACGGAACAGUGUAUCUGGAUAUGCCCAGCUCAGAGGUAACAGACUUGACCACCGUGUCUCCUGAUGAUGACGAUGAUGUGGUAUACAUCAUAAUCUCGGUCAAAGACACAGGAUGUGGUAUCAAAGCGAAUGAGUUGGAGAACAUCUUUUUACGCUUCCAGCAAUCCUCCCCAAAGACUUACGUGACCUACGGUGGAAGUGGCCUCGGCCUAUUCAUCUCGCGAGAACUCGCACGACUGCAAGGUGGACGAAUUGGCGUCGUUUCAGAGUACGGCAAGGGUUCCAGUUUCGUUUUCUAUGUUAAAGCGACUCGCUGCGGGCCUCCGAGAACUUUGCCGGCCAAUCAAGUGAGUGCAUCGUCUAGCAGAAUUAGUAUACGACGGAAGAACACAGCAUUCCGAAACGGCAUUCCGCAUGCUGAAGGGACGAUGUCCUAUUCCAUACUGCUCGUGGAAGACAACUUGGUCAAUCAGAGAGUAAUGAGCAAACAGUUAGAGAGCGCUGGCCACCAUGUCUAUCUAGCAAACCAUGGCCUGGAAGGCCUGGAAUUCAUCAAAGGGAGCAAAUUCUGCAAGCCAGAUGGAUUGCCCCUGGACGUGAUAUUGUUGGAUCUAGAGAUGCCAGUCAUGGGAGGACUGGAAACAACUCGCCGCAUUCGAGAAUCCGAGGCGGCGGGCGAAAUAUCUCCCAGCAUUCCAAUCAUCGCGGUCACCGCGAAUGCAAGAGGAGAACAGCAACUCACUGCAAAGGAAGCUGGUGUGAAUGCUGUAGUGACGAAGCCUUUCCAAAUGCAAGAGCUGCUACGGGAAGUGGAAUCGGUUCUGCCGCAAGUCGAAGGAGAUUCGGACCACAUGAGAGAGGAAACGUAG
Messenger RNA from Ramularia collo-cygni, 3210 nucleotides. RefSeq lists its product as uncharacterized. The transcript has 6 exons. Gene Ontology annotation, molecular function: histidine phosphotransfer kinase activity; phosphorelay sensor kinase activity. The record is from RefSeq and is a predicted model, not a curated record. Gene Ontology annotation, biological process: phosphorelay signal transduction system; protein autophosphorylation. Lineage: Eukaryota; Fungi; Ascomycota; Dothideomycetes; Mycosphaerellales; Mycosphaerellaceae. Bases 1 to 3210 code for a protein of 1069 amino acids.